AUGGAGACCUACAAGGAUGUCAUUGUAAGCCAUCCGCCGGCGAUGUACUCGCAGUCAGGGUACACGACACACUUUGCUUUAGAAAACUACAAGGGCAUCUUGCUCUGCCAGCGACCGUCGAACCUUGGCUCGGCAGCUGGGUUCGGCGGCGCCGGCGGUGUCGAUGGCUACAAUCAAGGAAACUCAUCCUCUCCCCCGUUCGUUCCUUCGAAUCUCACUGGCAACCCACUUGGCUACGGGCCGUCCAAGGAGAGUCGCGACGCCCGUGCCGAGCGGGAGGCAUUACGCGUGGCGAACCAGCGGCAGCGCCAAACAAAGUCGUCGCAGGCGCUCUCGCGCCACCGCCGCUGGCUGCGCAGCUUUGCACGGCAGGUGAAAUCGAUGAAGGAGUCUGACCGGCAGCUCGAGGUGGAGGCGGCGCAGCGAGCCGCCAGGGUGCGAGAGGCGGAGAAGCGCAGGCGUGCUGAGCAGCAGCAGCAGCAGGAGCUGACCGCCAUCGCUGUUAGCACAGAUAAUGCCAGCGCGCCGCCAUACAACAUGCACAAGUCGAUGGAAGCACACGUGGCGGCCACGCUCAAUGGCACGGCUGCCGCAGCGGUGCCCUCCUCCCGCAAGCCGAAGUGGGCCUUGACGGAGGAGGAGGCGAUGGACGCCGAGCUCGACUUCGACCGCGACCUCCUCGACUUCGCUGAGAACCUCGACUACGAGAAGUUCAUCUCUGACUUUGAAGUCGCGGAGGCGCUGGGCGUUAUGCGGGAUCGCGUGGAGGAGAUUGCGAGGGCAAACAACUGGUCCGUCGACGACAUCCGCCGCGCGACCACCGACGAUGAUGACGAUCUCAACUCGGUCGUGUCGCCGUCCGAGGCGCGUCUCAUUCUCUGCAGCAAACAGCGGCAGCAGCAAGGUGGUGGUGCUGCCGCUGCGGAGGCUCGAGCCGCGCUCCCGGAGGCGCUGGCGGUGCACGCGCACGACUGGGACAGCAGCAGCAGUGGCCGUGGCCGGCUGCUAAAGAAGGCGAUAAGCCGUGACGCUCUUGCCCUGGCGGAUCGGCUGUUUGCCGCCUCGCCAUCGCUGCAGAAGGUUCACACGCGGCACAGCCUUGCGCGUGCGUUGCAGCGGUGCGCCUUGGAAGGCCACGUCGACGUGACGGAGGCCACGUUGCUGCGGCACGCGUCCAAACCUAGCGCGGCGAAGGGCGGCAGCGGUGUUGACAAUGAUGCGGCGUCGCCUUCCCCUGCAGCGGUGGACCCUCCGGCGAUUCCGGAGCCCUUAGUCGUUAAGAUAGGCGCGGAUGCGAUGCCUGCGCCUUACAGUAGUGCCGACGGAGUCACCGGAAGUUCUGCGGCCGGCAUACAGCCGUCACGUAUUCUGCGUGAGCUUCAGCAGUCUAAGGAGCGUACACAAGGACUGCCGUACCUCUACCGCUGUCCCGCCAUCUAG
This is a messenger RNA of Leishmania major strain Friedlin, 1440 nucleotides long. RefSeq lists its product as hypothetical. Bases 1 to 1440 code for a protein of 479 amino acids. The transcript has a single exon. The record is from RefSeq and is a predicted model, not a curated record. NCBI's taxonomy places the organism in Eukaryota, Euglenozoa, Kinetoplastea, Trypanosomatida, Trypanosomatidae.